UACACAACCCUGCAUGACAUCAGGCAGUAACACAUUAACGCAUAGCCUGAGGCACCCUAGAGCAGAACUCUACACAACAACAACCCAUGAUACAUCCCACAACGGGCAACCGAGUAACGUGUAGCUGGGAGCCAUUGGAGUGCAGUGCAUCUUGUAAGAUUUAGAGUCAUGGAUAUUCACAAGAAAGAGAUGGAAUUCCUAAGUAACAGCAUUGCAGCAUACGCUCACAUCAGAGAUAACCCUGAGUCCUUUGGUCUUUACUUUGUCCUCGGAGUUUGUUUUGGACUGAUAUUAACCCUAUGUUUGCUGGUCAUUCGUAUUUCCUGCAAGCCACGGACGCCUGUGCCACCCAAACCAAAGAAAACGCCUCCCAAGGAUUGUGUCAAGCAGCCUCUGUCACUAACUGGGGACGAGGAAGACCCAGAGAGCGAUGACAAUGAGGAAACAUUUAUCCUUAAUCCUGUGACAGAAACUCCAGUGGGAAGUCAGGCUCCCGGGGAUGGCACAUUAACCAUUAAUGUGUUCACAUCUGCAGAGGAGCUGGAGAGAGCUCAGAGACUGGAGGAGAGAGAGCGGAUAAUACGAGAAAUAUGGCGCAAUGGACAGCCUGAUAUCCUUGGAACAGGUGCUGGCACCAUAGGCCGUGUACACUACUAUUAAUAGGAUAGUUGGAACCUUAACUAGAUCUCUAGUUGGUGCUAAUACCCCAAAACACAAGUCAAACAUUUCCAGGUUUGGUGCCAGGAUUGUUCUGAUCACAAGAGACCACACUGUUGACCUCGUGCAUGACUAGUAACUGUACUGUAAGAAGCAUGGAUAUCUGAUAUAUUGGUGCCAAUACAUGGAUAUAAAGCUCCAUACCAGAAGAGUGCAAUGUCUUCCUUGAACAAUCUGACAGUGCCUGGUGCUUAAAGAGACAUUUAUGCGGCACUGUUGGUCAUUUUGGAUUACUGAUUGUUAUUCCUAGGGAAAGUUUAUUUUCAGGCAUGGGAAUUGGCAGCAUUGGCAUCCUGAGCAAGUCCUGUCAUCCUGCCUAGGACAGUUGCACAGAUAUCACUGGAGAAUGCAGAUGGCUCUUUUUUUCCUAGCUGAAAGCUAUGUGCAGACAUCAAACUAGAUGGACCAGGAAAUCUUUGCUGUGAUGGGCACCACUGGUUUUCAUUUUAUCCAUUAGCAAGUAGCACUGGUACUAGAGGAGGAUUUUCUAGUGGUUUUGUUUCAUUGUUGAGUUUCCAACCGCUUGCUACAGUAAUACAAACUUCAUGAUGGGAGUGCCAAAUUACUAAAGAUUCCUGGGUAUAAUACACACUUUAAUGAAAAUAGCAUAACAAUUUCUGGUGGUUAGUACCAUUUAAAUCAUUACUGCAGAAAAUGCUUUAAGUGGUUAAAUAAAAUGAGUCACCAUACGCACAACAUAUACAUACAUGUGUCUGCAAUAAAUGUGUGCAUUAUAUGUAUGCACAUAAAACCUGAACUGAAGCAAAAUCACUCUGGAUUUAUGUUGUGGUCAACCUUGGAAUGUGUUGUAACUUGCAUGGCUGACAGCCAGGCAGCAGUACAUUGGGAUUAACUGCAAACAUACUGGAUCUUGCUGGACAGAUUAGGAAUGCACUCGUUUCACUGAACUUGCAUAUUUUCUACUUUACAGUCUCCAGGGCUUUAUAUUUAAAGCCAUUUUAGGCUAGUUGUGCAAUGUAUUGUAACUAUGCUGACACACAAGGGGUUAUUAAUAUGAACACUGCCUUAAGACUUCUCUGAUCCCAUUUUUUCAAAACAUCUGUUUUUCCUCUUGUUCCCUCUGCAGUGUGGGAACACUGGUGCUUUAAAUUUCAUUCCUGAAUUUCCCCUGAGGAUGAAAAGAACAUUCCACAUUCACAUUAAUUUCUGCCACACAGGAAAAGUACAAAAAGUGUUUUUUUUAAUUUAGAGUGCAGAUUUUUUUUUCUUUUAAAGAAGUCAUGGCAAUAUUCUUUCAGGAUCACGGUCACAUUGGCGCAUGACUGUGCAGAUGUGCUAGUUUUUUUUAGCGAACAUGCAGGUGUUUCAAACCGAGUCCUGAGGUUGAGAAGAGAAAAAUGUGUCCCUGAUGUCUCAGUGUUUGGGAUAGAGCUAACAGAUACGUAUUUCUGAAGCCUUGUUUUAGAAUGAGAUAAGACGCAUGUGUCCGUGAUCCCUGUGUGUUAGGAAGAAGUGAGACGUGUGUGCCCUUGGUGCCUUUGUUUAAGGAGAUGACAUGUUUGUGUCCCUGAUGUCUCUGUAUUAGGACAAGGUUACAGGCAUGUGUCCCUGAUGUCUGUGUAGAAAGAGCAGGUGAGAGGUAUGUGCUUCUGAUGUCUUUAUAUUAGAAAACGGUGAAAGUUAUGUCUUCAAUCAAGAGCACUGGGAGGAACUAAAAGGUACUCAUCCCAAUGUCUGUGUAUAAGGGGAAAGCGAGACACAAGUUUCCAUUAAUCUUGAUAAUAGUAAGAGAGGUGGAUAUAGGUUUUCUGUAGCCAAACUUGUUCUUGUGCAAUGUUUAUUCAGUGCCUCCAAUAUUUUAUGUAGUAGUUUUGAUACCAAGUAAAAAAAAAUAUUUAAAUCAAAGAAUAUUUGUUAUCAAAUAACUGAAUUCUGUAAACAAAAUAUUAUAAAUUGUAUGUGAUAUUUUUGUUAUAUCAUUUUUGAAAUUCUAUUAAACUUUUAAAACUU
Spea bombifrons (plains spadefoot toad) is the source of this 2688-nucleotide messenger RNA. It is a transcript of the gene EVA1B, whose product is annotated as eva-1 homolog B. The record is from RefSeq and is a predicted model, not a curated record. The transcript has 3 exons. NCBI's taxonomy places the organism in Eukaryota, Metazoa, Chordata, Amphibia, Anura, Pelobatidae. Bases 169 to 660 code for a protein of 163 amino acids.